Molecule: messenger RNA, 1282 nt
Organism: Ochotona princeps (American pika)
Lineage: Eukaryota; Metazoa; Chordata; Mammalia; Lagomorpha; Ochotonidae
Gene: EXO5
Product: exonuclease 5
Exons: 2
Coding region: 134-1255 (373 amino acids)
Biological process (GO): interstrand cross-link repair
Cellular component (GO): nucleus
Molecular function (GO): single-stranded DNA 5'-3' DNA exonuclease activity
Source: RefSeq, a predicted model, not a curated record
GUGUCGGGAGUCUGUCCCGCUUCAUUCUGCAGGUGCCGGGCAGAGCCCUGGAGCAGUCCCGCAGCUGAGCCAGCGGAGGCCGGGGCUCUGCGGAGUAUCUGAGGGCCUUCCUUGCCUGUUUCAGAGCUGUGCCAUGUCAGAGCCUGGGGAAGAGGAGACAGCACCAGCAGAGGCGUCUGGAUUCUCAGACUUGAGUGACUCAGAGCUUGUGGAGUUUCUAGAACUGGAAGACUCUCAAGGGUCAAGCGCUUCAGUUAGCAAGUCUGGCCCAUCUUGUGAACUCCCUGGGAAGGGUGGCAAGGCCGUAAGCCUACAGAACUGCGAGAAGCCACCGGCUGUCUCCUCACCCAUGCAGAGAUUCCACCUCCAGUAUCUGUAUGUCACUGACCUGUCCACUCAGGACUGGUGUGAGCUGCAAAUGGCAUAUGGAAAGGAGCUGCCUGGUUUCGUGACACCUGAGAAGGCAGCUGUUUUGGACACUGGUGCUAGCAUCCACCUGGCUAGAGAACUAGAACUUCAUGAUCUCGUGACUGUCCCCAUCACCACUCGGGAAGAUGCUUGGGCAGUUAAGUUUCUGAACAUUCUGUCAAUGAUUCCUACCCUGCAGUCAGAAGGGCGCAUCCGAGAGUUCCCAGUGUUUGCAGAAGUGGAGGGGAUGCUUCUUGUUGGAGUGAUUGACGAACUGCACUACACAGCCAAGGGGGAACUGGAACUGGCAGAGCUCAAGACACGUAGGCGCCCGGUGCUGCCUCCGGAAGCUCAGAAAAAGAAAGACUGUUUUCAAGUCAGCCUGUACAAAUAUAUCUUUGAUGCCAUGGUGCAAGGAAAAGUGACCCCUGCGAGCCUUAUCCAUCAUACAAAAUUGUGUCCAGACAAGCCCCUGGGGCCCUCAGUGCAGAGGCAGGCGCGGCAGGGAGGCUUCACUGUGAAAUCUCUGGGUGACCUCAUGGAAUUGGUGUUCUUAUCUCUCACCCUGUCCGACCUUCCAGCCAUUGAUAUUCUGAAGAUUGAAUACAUUCACCAGGAGACUGCCAGUCUGUUGGGUACAGAAAUUGUAGCCUUUGAAGAGAACGAGGUGAGAGGCCGGGUGCAGCAUUAUAUGGCCUACUGGAGGGGCCACCGGGAGCCUCAAGGAGUUGACAUAGAAGAGGCUUGGAAGUGCCGCACGUGCAGCUAUCCAGACAUCUGCUCAUGGAAGAAGGGUAGUGGAGUGCUCAGCUCCUCACUGGAGCCCCAGGCCAAAAAAGCCAGAUGAAUAGAAUGUAUGCUUUUGGGAAUGCUG